Messenger RNA from Triticum aestivum (bread wheat), 2839 nucleotides. RefSeq lists its product as uncharacterized. Bases 43 to 2658 code for a protein of 871 amino acids. The record is from RefSeq and is a predicted model, not a curated record. Gene Ontology annotation, cellular component: membrane. NCBI's taxonomy places the organism in Eukaryota, Viridiplantae, Streptophyta, Magnoliopsida, Poales, Poaceae. The transcript is spliced from 2 exons.
ACAACUCCCUCCGGCAGUUGGACCUUGAGACACCAUUUUGCUAUGGAAAUGGAGACCGUGCCACCACGCGACAUCAGCCAAGAUGAGAUCGUGGUGGACGUCCCCACGGUGGAUCCUACUCCGGGUCCUGAGAUCAAGAGUGCUCCGCCUCCUCCGGGUCCUGAGCCCACGGUGGAUCCUCCUCGGGGUCCUGAGAUCAAGAGUGCCGAGCUCAUGCGGGACCUGAGCAAGUACAUCCUGCUGCUCGCGACGCUGGUGGCCACGGUGACGUACGCCGCGGGGUUCAACCCGCCGGGAGGCGUCUGGCAGGACACUGAUGACGCCAUCGGCCGCCUCGCUGGCGACUCCAUCAUCCGGACUACCAGCUACCGCCGGUACCUGGUGUUCUACUACUGCAACGCCACCGCGUUCGCCUCGUCGCUGGUGGUCAUCGUCCUCGUCCUCUUCCUCGCCCUCCUGCGAGACAGGAAUAAGUGGAUCAGCAUGCGGCCGCUGCUGGCAGCCAUGGUGUUGGACCUGGUGAGCGUCAUGGGGGCCUACGCCGCCGGCACCUGCCGCGACAAGCUCACCACCAUCUACUCCUUGGUGCUGGUGGGCCUCGUCGUCCUCUACCUUGUCGGUCAGAUGGCGGUGGCCUCCUUCUGCUCAGGUCACUACUUCUACUCCCACAACGACCCCACCGCUGAUAAACGGCUCCGCAAGGUCCUGAUGCUACUCGCGACGUUUGCGGUGAGCGUCACCUACAUAGCCGGGAUGAGCACGCCAGGUGGCUUUUGGGACGACCCCGAGAGCGGCCACCGCCCCGGCGACGCGAUCCUCAAGGACAGCCACGGCAAGCGCCUGACGACCUUCUUGUGCUUCAACGCCAUGGCGUUCGUGGCAUCGCUGCUCAUCAUCGUGGUGCUUCUGGACAGGAAGCCCCGCUUGAAAGAGGCCUACGGGUGUAUCACCAUUGCGCUGAUCAGCCUCGUCGGCGCGUACACCGCCGGCAGCUGCAGGGAGACCGACACCACCAUCUAUGUCAUCAGCCUGGUUGGUGCUGUCCUCGCCUUCAUUAUAUUCCUCCAAGCUGUCAUUUAUUUCAAAGAAAAAGUGCCCGUUGUUGGGAGGUUCAUAGACGACAUAAGGGCUGCCUGCUUCUGGGCCAAAAUCAAAGACCUCCAUAAAUCCGUGUCAGGAAGGUUGCAAGUACCAAGGACUCCAAGUCUGCGCACUAUUAAUAGCAGGAAGGCAGCGGACAAGGCUAGCUCCCUUGUGCUGCUGCUCGCCACUCUUGCAGCGGCCAUCACGUACCAAGCGGGGUUGGACCCGCCGGGUGGAGUCUGGCAGGAGAACGGCCAAGGGCACAUGGCCGGCGACCCGAUCCUCCUGACGAGGAAUCCUGGGCGGUACAAGGCCUUCUUCUACUGCAACUCCGUCGCCUUUGUGGCAUCCUUGGUCGCCAUCAUCCUGGUCCAGAACAAGCUUCUGCUCAAGACCCACGUGCUGGAGGCAGCCAUGGUAUUGGACUUGUUUGGCCUCAUCGGUGCAUACGCCGCCGGGAGCUGCCGGGAUGUAAGCACCUCCAUUUACGCCAUGGCCUUGGCAGGGGGCGUCCUGGUCUACGUGGUGAUCCAUGUCGUCUUCUUCACGCUGGACCACACCGACACCAUAACCCCGCAGGAAAUUGAGAUGGUGGAGAAGAGGCGCAAGCGGCUGCUCCUCUUCGCGGUCUUGGCCGCAACCGUCACUUACCAAGCCGGGUUGACUCCUCCAGGCGGUUUCCGGCUCCAUGACGAUGAGUCUGGUGGGUUUCAAGCAGGUGACCCGGUCCUCUUAAACAACUUCCCCCGCCGCUACACCGCCUAUUUCUACUGCAACUCGGUGAGCUUCAUGCUGUCCAUUGCCCUCAUCAUACUGCUGGUGAACCCACAUCUAUACAGGCCAGCCAUACGAAGCUAUGCGCUCGCUAUUUGCACGGCGGUGGGCAUGUUUGGCCUGAUGGGGGCCUAUGCUGCCGGAAGCACACAGCAUCUGAAAACAUCCAUCUACAUCUUCGCGCUGGUGGUUGUGGUCCUCUUCGUUAUAGCUGCACUGUUCCUAUUGUUCUUGAAUAAGAACAGAAACACCAGCAGUCAACCGAAGCCAGAGAACGGUGAGGACGAUAAGAAGACAACAUAUGCCAAGCAAAAAUACCUGAUGCUGCUAGGAAUCCUUGUGGCAAGUGUCACCUACCAAGCCGGCCUAGAUCCGCCCGGGGGAGCUUGGCAGCACAGCAGUGAAUGGUACGACGCAGGCAACCCGGUCAUGCAUGACAACAGGAGGCCCCGGUACCUCGCCUUCUUCUACAGCAACUCUACGUCCUUCGUGGCGUCCAUUGUUGUUAUCAUCAUUUUGCUACUGGAGUGGAAGGACAAGACGAAAAGGUCCCUCACACUCAGGGUGUUGAGCACGACGAUUGUGCUGGAUUUGCUCGCUCUCUUGGUGGCCUACGCAGCAGGCUCCAGCAGGGGGUGGAAGACGUCUGUGUAUGUCGUUGCACUGAUCAUUGCCGUGCUGGCCUACAUUGCAAUUCAUGUAAUCCUGGCAUUCCUGUGUUCACAUCCUGAUGACAGUUCUCAGCACCCGGAAAAUCCUCCUCCGAUACAGGAGGAGGCGAACGGUGGGAAUCAGGCAUAGUUAGCUGCAGUAUCGCCCCCUUUAUUAUCAGUGUGCUGUGCAGUUCUGUUCAUGUGAGAUAGAGAGAGUACUCGAUGUGAGUACGACACACUUGCCAAAAUUCAAGGUAGUUUCUCUUUUUUGUAUUUUCAUUUCUCACCAUUUUGUGCCCCAAUUUGAUCUAUUGCUUAACAUUAUGUAA